Glarea lozoyensis ATCC 20868 is the source of this 2919-nucleotide messenger RNA. RefSeq names its product EF-hand. NCBI's taxonomy places the organism in Eukaryota, Fungi, Ascomycota, Leotiomycetes, Helotiales, Helotiaceae. The record is from RefSeq and is a predicted model, not a curated record. Gene Ontology annotation, cellular component: aggresome; amphisome. Gene Ontology annotation, molecular function: zinc ion binding; K63-linked polyubiquitin modification-dependent protein binding; calcium ion binding. Gene Ontology annotation, biological process: aggrephagy; endosome organization; mitophagy. The transcript has a single exon. Bases 1 to 2919 code for a protein of 972 amino acids.
AUGCCAGCCUCAUUAUCUACAGCCUCGAGCACGCUCACUAGAAGCCGCGCAACGGUUCUAGCCCUUACAACAAUAACCGCUGUAUUUGGAUCAUAUUACAUAUAUCGAUCUGUCUUCGCCGAGUCACAAAUCGAUAUAGUGCCGGGUCACGAGCUACAUCGCAGCAACGCGAUCCACCGACGACGAAGGCGGAACGGAGAGUCUCCGUCAGACAAUCGAGACUCUGCUCACAUUGACGAAGAGGCAGAGAAUCACGAGGAUGGUCAGAUAGCGCCCCUUGCAGAUGGCGCAACCGUCGUGGGAGAUACUGGAUUCGAGGGAGAGCAGGAAUGGGAUCGCCCUGAGGAGGCAGUACGGAAUGGGCACAAUAUUGUACAACUACUAUUUCGAGUUUCCGAGGAUGCGACGAGACGGAAUGCGUACAUACACAGGGGCUGCGCAUGUAAUUCCUGUGGAGCAGUACCAAUACGAGGUAUCCGGUAUCGAUGUUCGAAUUGUGCCGACUAUGACCUCUGCGAGGGAUGCGAGUCGCAAGGGCUUCAUAUCAAGACGCACAUCUUCUACAAGAUUAGAGUUCCUGGGCCGUCGUUUGGACCAAAGAACAUCCAACCUGUAUGGUAUGCCGGAGAUCCAGAUUCAGUGAUGAGGGUCCUGCCUAAAGAGAUUACCACGAAAUUAUCGCGAGAGACAGGAUUCGAGAGGUCAGAGUUGGAUGCAUAUUGGGAGCAAUGGACAUUCAUGGCGAGCACAGACUGGAGAGAUGAUCCGGAUGAUAUCAAUCUCGCUAUGGAUAGAAGAACAUUCGAACGCUGUUUGGUACCCUCAGGUGGCUACCGGCAUAGUAGCCCAAGCUUGAUAUUUGACAGGAUGUUUGCUUUCUACGACACUAAUAAAGACGAUCUAAUAGGGUUUCCGGAGUUUCUACAUGGUAUCGGGUAUCGCAAGAAAAAGGAAAAAUGGGCAAGGAUAUUUGAAGGUUACGAUAUAGAUGGGGAUGGAUAUGUCGAAAGAAAGGACUUCCUCAGAAUGUUCAGGUCAUACUACGUUCUGUAUCGUCAAAUGCAUCGAGAUAUGUUGGAGGGAAUGGAAGAGCAGCAUAUGAGUUGCACAGAUGCACAUCGACUAGUCACUAGUCGGCAACCGCUGAGCAGUGCUUUUGGUCAGGAUGGAAGAUAUCCGCGCGCUCCAGAUCCUCGUACUGGGGAGGGCAAGACCGUUAUGUCCCACGGAGACAUGGAAAUCACAGACGGGAAAGGUGUUAUGACAGAGAGUAACGGCGAUAUGGGAAAUAGAGAAGACAUCUUCCGCCAAAACAUCAUGACCCUCAGUCGUUAUCAUCAAUUAUUGAGGGAGCAGGGACGAGAGAACCAGACACCAAAUUAUGACGGAGGUGGAUAUUGGGACGCCAUACUUAACCCUCCGCAAUCAGAAAUUCAGAUCCUGAACAUGGCUCGGAGGAUGAGGACACUACGAGAGAGAGCACAAGAUGUUCUUCAAGGCCGAAUAAACGCGAAUGCAGAUAAUUUUGGCGUUGUCAUUGACGAUGAUUACGACGACGCAUCUGACUCUGAUGGUGAUUUCGAGGCUGGCGGGGAAGGUCGGUCGUGGAUACCAAAUGAUGUGACUGUCACAAACGAAGACGCGGAGGCGAUCGAAGGUCCCGGCAAGACUCUUGAUGAUGUUCGACCAAAGCUCCGACAGACUGUUAUUGCGCACGCAAUUUAUCGUGAGCGUGCCCAACAAGAUAUCUAUGAUCGAUGGAGACGAAGACAAUUCUAUACAGACGAAGAGGAAGGUGGUGAUCCGCCAAUUAACUGGAAUGAUGAAGACGAUGUCCUGGCACAGGUCAAUGUCAAUGGGGAGAGUUCCAAGAGUCACUCUCUUCCUUCAAUACAUUCGCGAUCGUCCUCCAAGGUACGAUUUGCGGAAGAUAUGGAUGAUCUUGAUACUAGAUCAAAUCCAUCAACGUCUUCUCGUAGUGUUCCUGAACGAUGGGGUGGUAUGGAAAUUCCAGAUGCAGAGAAGGAUGCAGGCAAAGAGAUUUUGUAUCAGGUAACUCAGCAAGCCUUCAACGAACUUCUAGAUCCUUUGUUCAAGAAACGGGAAGAUCUGGCUCUUCAAGCCGCAGAAACGAGCGAGAAGCGGGAUCGAUAUCGCACGCUCUUUACGACUCCAACCUUUCAUGAGUGGGCACUUGAAAAAGAAGCCCAAGAUGCAGCUCGAGAAGAGACCAAGCAAGCUGGACCAGUAAGGGAAACGAGAGUUCUAGUCACGCGUCCCAUCUUCCCUGAAUUCUCCGAGGUUGAGAUUGAAGAUGUCCGACAGCGACCACUCCAAGAACUCCUCGACGCUACUGGAUUCGAGGCGAUUGAGCCACGAGAUGACGAGCCUGUCAAUCUAGCAGAUUUCUCGCAAGCCACACCGGCCUCACCAGGCGACGGGACCACCAGUCCUUUUGAAGAAUUCAUCCGCUCUCAACGCGAAGCUGCAGUUCAGGGUGAAAACUUCAUGACUGAAGAUGUCAUGCCCACUCCCAUCUCUCCCGCAUCAGAAAACCACCCAACCACACCUCCAUACCGCGACCCAACCCUUCCUCAAUUCCGACCCAACUCCCUCCCCGUCUUCGCCCCUCGCUUCUCCCGCUUCGCCGAAGACCUCCCCGAGAUCUCACCCUCUCCCACCCCGCCUCGACGACCCGAUCUCGACCGCCCUCUAAGUGAAGUCGAUAACCGACCGCCGCGCGAGACGCUCUACCAGCUCUGGCGCGCGGACCGGGCUGCGAAGGAGGCGGAGAAGAGAGGCGGCUGGGGACGAAUGAAUUAUGAGGAGUUUCAUGCGGCGGUUAAGAAGGCGGGGAGGGAGGGACGGGGUGCGCGGAUGGAUUAUUUGGGGAGUUGGAUUGAUUUGUGUAUUCCGUGA